GGGUGUUGUUAGUUUGCUUUGCUGUGUCGUGUUGAUUUGCGUGAAUUCAUAAUUCAGUUUAUACGUAACACUUAAUAACUGUUAUAUCAUUCCCUUUUGUCCUUAACAUAUUGCUAUUAUAAUCAGUGAGUAUCUAUAAUGGGCGAUACACGGAAAAAGAAGAAAUUCUACUUUAGAAAACGUAAAAACAAAUAUUUCUUGGAACCCGGCUUCAAAGGCUUCUUUUGCACGUGUAACUUUAGAGAAAAAGACUGUGUGAAAGAGGUUUACAAUCUUCUGAACGAGUAUGCCGGCAAGUUGUAUCCCAAUCUCGAGGCAGGAGAUCCCGUGGAAAGGCCAGCGUCUGUUGUUCCAGAGGACCGCUCCGAAACCGAAUCGGAAGACGAACCCGAUAUUGGAGACUUACUUAAACGCGAAGUCGAGUCUAUGAAAAAGGAUUCACAGAAAUCGCUCAAACACAAGCGAUUCCAAGUAGUGGAGACUGGUGCGUCUAAUUGUAUUUUUAUAAAGACCAACUUACCAAGUCCAGAAGAGCUCACAAAUGCUAUUAUUAAAGAUUUGUAUGUAACAAAGAUACAGAAAACACGACAUGUGAUGCGUCUGUUACCUAUUAUGGGAACCUGUAAAGCUAAUUUGCCUGACAUCAUGGAGUGUGCGGGAAGACUGUUUGACAAAUAUUUCCUGAAAGAACCCUCAACUUUUGCAGUUAUAUUCAAUAAACGCUUUAACAGCAGUGUAUCUCGUGACCUUAUUAUAAAAGAACUUGCUGAAAUGGUUGUUCUCAAGAAUGGAGAAAAUAAAGCAGAUUUGAAAAAUCCUACUCUGUGUAUAAUAGUUGAAAUUAUUAAGGGAAUUUGCUUACUAAGCAUUGUGGAGAAUUAUUAUACUUAUAAAAAGUAUAAUUUACAUGAGUUAAGCAAACAAGAGUCUAAUAAUGAUCUGGAGGAAACCCAAGCGAAGAAAUUUAAGAGUGAUGUGCCAGAAGCUCUCACUGAGAGUGUGACACAGUGAAUGUUACAAUUAUGUAUUUGAUGUAAAAUUUAUAUUAUAUUUCUUGGUUGCAAGGUGAAAUUUCACCCCUUGACCAGUUCUAUACCAAAUUUGUCUAUGUCUAAAAUUUUCAAAUAUAAUAUGAAAUAAAUCUGAAAGUCAAUAAUAA
This is a messenger RNA of Amyelois transitella, 1159 nucleotides long. RefSeq names its product THUMP domain-containing protein 1 homolog. The transcript has a single exon. Gene Ontology annotation, biological process: tRNA modification. The record is from RefSeq and is a predicted model, not a curated record. Lineage: Eukaryota; Metazoa; Arthropoda; Insecta; Lepidoptera; Pyralidae. The coding region runs from base 139 to 1011 and encodes 290 amino acids. Gene Ontology annotation, molecular function: RNA binding.